This is a messenger RNA of Mesoplodon densirostris (Blainville's beaked whale), 803 nucleotides long. It is a transcript of the gene MRPL22, whose product is annotated as mitochondrial ribosomal protein L22. The record is from RefSeq and is a predicted model, not a curated record. The transcript has 8 exons. Gene Ontology annotation, cellular component: mitochondrial large ribosomal subunit; ribosome. Gene Ontology annotation, biological process: ribosome assembly; translation. Lineage: Eukaryota; Metazoa; Chordata; Mammalia; Artiodactyla; Ziphiidae. Gene Ontology annotation, molecular function: structural constituent of ribosome. Bases 341 to 721 code for a protein of 126 amino acids.
GGCGGCAAUACUGGAUCAUUUGGGUGCGUUAUGGAUGCAGAAUCUGAGGGGGAAGCUGGCCUUGGGGACUGAGAUGACUUACAGUAGAGAAUCAAUAGUCAUUGACCACCAUAGAAAGGAAUGAAAUUCUGCCAUUUGCAACAUCGUGGAUGGACUUGGGCUUUUUUCAUCUCACAGCGUUUUACCUCAAUCACAUAUUCACACAAGUGCUUCUCUUGAAAUAUCUCGAAAAUGGGAGAAGAAGAAUAAAAUUGUUUAUCCUCCACAACUGCCUGGAGAACCUCGGAGACCAGCUGAAAUCUACCAUUGUCGAAGACAAAUAAAGUACAGCAAAGACAAGAUGUGGUAUUUGGCAAAAUUGAUACAAGGAAUGUCCAUUGACCAGGCUCUGGCUCAGUUGGAAUUCAGUGACAAAAAAGGGGCCCAGAUAAUUAAAGAGGUUCUCUUAGAAGCACAAGAUAUGGCAGUGAGAGACCACAAUGUGGAAUUCAGAUCCAAUUUAUAUAUAGCUCAGUCCACCUCAGGGCGAGGCCAGUACCUGAAACGCAUCCGAUACCAUGGCAGAGGUCGCUUUGGGAUUAUGGAGAAGGUUUUUUGCCAUUAUUUUGUGAAGUUGGUGGAAGGCCCUCCACCUCCACCUGAGGCACCAAAGACAGCAGUCACCCACGCCAAAGAGUAUAUCCAGGAGCUUCGCAACCGGACCAUCAUUCACACUCUAUGAUGGUGGUAUUAAGACUCCACAGUGUAUAUAUUUUACCAUUUAUUUCCUAAAACCAACAAAAAUUAAAGACAGAUGCUUUUUA